This is a messenger RNA of Ctenocephalides felis (cat flea), 918 nucleotides long. RefSeq lists its product as uncharacterized. The coding region runs from base 1 to 918 and encodes 305 amino acids. Gene Ontology annotation, cellular component: nucleus. NCBI's taxonomy places the organism in Eukaryota, Metazoa, Arthropoda, Insecta, Siphonaptera, Pulicidae. The transcript has a single exon. Gene Ontology annotation, biological process: regulation of DNA-templated transcription. The record is from RefSeq and is a predicted model, not a curated record.
AUGAUCAUGGACAUUCAAAAACCAAGUGGCAGGCACAUUGCAAAAAUGUCAGAAAGAAAUUCUCCAAAAACUGCAGAAACCCCAAGAGGUUUUACAGAAACUUCUGCUCCGAUCAAAAGCACAACAAAACGUCCAUUUGACGUUGCCUUCUUGAUGUUACCAGAUGAAAAACUCAAACAAAGGAGACUUCAAGAGCAAAUCGAAACCCAAACCAUCAAUUUAACAAGAAGCCCUGAACCGGAAGAAACACCAAAAUCUAACCAAUUACGAGUAAAAACUGAUGCUACAAGGAGUGCUUUCACCAAAGUAUCAUAUAUGCAGCCAAGUAACAAGUAUGCUCCAUCUACAAGUCCGGAUGUCUUAAAUUGUCAAGAAUCUUUGAGCCCACCAGUUCUUCCUCAAAGCCCAACAGCUUUACCAGGAUACAUUGGACAUCCAUCCAAUUUCCACCAGCUUCUGGCUUAUCCAGAACAAACAUUCACUGAUAAAUUUCGACCAAUACUAUCAUACAGACCAGAUUUUACACCUUACCAAACGUUUCCACCUGUCCAGCCAAGUCCUCCACAGGAGAUGAACGUUUUAAGGCAUCCUGCAGCUGCUGCAGCAAUUUUGACAUCAUUGUUACCACAAACGUUUUCUGCAACAUUUUCUCUACCAGCUCAGAAUGUUUGUGCCAAAUGCAAUGUUAGUUUCAGGAUGACAUCGGAUCUGGUUUACCACAUGAGGUCGCAUCAUAAAAGUGAGACCCAGGCUGACCCUGCCAGGAGGAGACGAGAGGAUAAAUUGAGAUGUCCAGUUUGUUUUGAGAGUUUUAGAGAAAGACAUCAUUUGACGAGGCAUAUGACUGCUCAUCAGGAUAAAGAAGGUGAUUCUUUGGAUGAGGAGGAGAAAAAUCAACGUAAGAUAAUUGCAAAGUGA